This is a messenger RNA of Dromiciops gliroides (monito del monte), 3474 nucleotides long. RefSeq names its product BCAR1 scaffold protein, Cas family member (gene BCAR1). NCBI's taxonomy places the organism in Eukaryota, Metazoa, Chordata, Mammalia, Microbiotheria, Microbiotheriidae. Gene Ontology annotation, cellular component: plasma membrane; focal adhesion; cytoplasm. The transcript is spliced from 7 exons. Gene Ontology annotation, biological process: cell surface receptor protein tyrosine kinase signaling pathway; cell migration. Gene Ontology annotation, molecular function: protein binding. The coding region runs from base 335 to 3064 and encodes 909 amino acids. The record is from RefSeq and is a predicted model, not a curated record.
GGUUGGGGAGCGUGCUCCUGGGAGCCUGGCGGGCGCUCGGGCAGCCUACGCCGCGGCGGCGGCUCAUUUGCAUGGAGAGCCCGGGAGAGCCAAUGGGGAAGCGGGCCGGGCAUGCCGGGAGCCGGGCUGGGCAGUGAAGGCAGAAGGUUCGCCGGCCCCCGGGCGGCCCCGGCCAGUGUGCGGGCGCAGCGCUGAGCGUCGGGACCCGGGAGCCGGCGGCGGCGGCGGGGGCGAUGCGCUAGGAUCGGGGCCCUGGAGCCGGGGCCGCCCUGACCGAGCAGCCUUCCCCCUGCUUCCCAGCGGGGCCCGGGCCGCGGGGCCGGGGCCCGAGAAAAUGAAUUACCUGAACGUACUGGCCAAAGCGCUCUACGACAAUGUGGCCGAAUCCCCCGACGAGCUGUCGUUCCGCAAGGGUGACAUCAUGACGGUUUUGGAGCGCAACACGCAAGGGCUGGACGGCUGGUGGCUCUGCUCCCUGCACGGGCGCCAGGGCAUCGUCCCAGGCAACCGGCUCAAGAUCCUGGUGGGCAUGUACGACAAGAAGCAGAGUGGGCCGGGCCAGGGGCAACCCCAGCCCCAGCCAGCCCUGCCCUGCCACCCCCAGGGCCUGUACAAUGUGCUCUCCCCAGCCUCCCAAUAUGCCCCCAUGCAUCCUGCCUACCAGACCCAAGGAGAUAGUGUCUACCUGAUCCCGGGCUCCAACAAGGCCCAGCAGGGUGUCUACCAGGUCCCUCCUCCGGCCAAGCAGCCCCUGAUGUACCAGAAGCAAACACCUCAUCACCAGUUCCAGAGCCCGGCCCAGGAAAUCUACCAAGUGCCCCCCUCGCUCAAUCCCACACUGGACGUGUGCCAGGUGCCCCCCGGGCCUGUGAGCCCUCCUCAGGAUAUCUACCAAGUGCCCCCGUCAGCCGGGAUGGGACAAGACAUCUACCGGGUCCCCCCAUCCAUGGAUGUGCGGAGCUGGGAAGGGACAAAACCACCUACAAAGGUGGUGGUGCCCACAAGGGUUGGGCAGGCCUACGUCUAUGAGUCACCCAAGCCAGAGCAGGAUGAGUACGACAUUCCCAGGCAUCUGUUGUCUUCAGGGCCCCAGGAAAUCUACGACGUACCCCCUGUCAGGGGGCUGCUCCCCAGCCAGUAUAGCCAAGAGGUGUAUGACACUCCCCCCAUGGCCGUCAAGGGCCCCACCAGCCGUGACCCCUCUCUGGACAUCUACGACGUGCCCCCCAGCGUGGAGAAAAGCCUGCAGCUGCCCAACCAGCACACGGUCUAUGACAUUCCCCCAUCUGUGAGCAAGGAUGUGCCCGAUGGGCCCUUGCGGGAAGAAACCUACGACGUGCCCCCUGCCUUCCUGAAACCCAAGCCCUUCGACCCUGCCCGGCACCCGCUGAUCCUGGCGCCCUCACCCAUCCCCUCCACAGACCCCUACCCGGCCGACGACGUCUACGACGUCCCCCCACCCGCCGGCAAGGGGACACCUGCCACGGCCCCACCCCAGGAGAUCUAUGACGUGCCUCCGGGCCUGCGCAAGCUGGGACCUGGCCCCCCGGGCUCCGUGUAUGACGUUCCUCGGGACCUGGCCAGCAGCCGGGCUGCUUCUCUGGAGGCCGACGGGGAGAGCGUGUACGAUAUACCGCCGCAGGCCGACCGCGAAGCCCGGGCCGACGGCAAGCGUCUGUCGGCCUCGAGCACGGGCAGCACCCGCAGCAACCUGUCCUCCUCUUCCCUGGAUGUGGUCCCGGUGAAGGAAGCGGCGGUGGGCAGGGAGCUGCUGCCUAUGGACCUGGAUGCCGCCAUGGAGAUGCUAGCCAAGCUGCAGCACGGCGUGAGCGCGGCCGUGGCCCACCUCAUGUCCUUCGUCAGUGGCAGUGGCUGGCGGGACCCCGAGCUGCUGGAGCCCCAGAUUCCCAGCCUGCAAGCCGCUGUGGGGGAGGUGAAGGGCACCGUCCGGGAACUGCUGGAGUUUGCCCGCGGGGCUGUGGGCAAUGCCACCCACUCCACGGACCGUGCCCUUCACGCUAAACUCAGCAAACAGCUUCAGAAGAUGGAAGACGCCUACCAGACGCUGCUGGCACACAGCCAGGCCUUGGACGGCUGCCACUGGGCCCUGAGCUCCUUGGUGGUGGGGGGCCAGCCCCCAGGAGCCCCCGACAACCUGGACCGCUUUGUCACGUGCUCCCGGGGCAUCCCUGAUGACACAAAGCAGCUGGCUUCUUUCUUGCACGGCAAUGCUUCGCUGCUCUUUAAAAGGACAAAGCCGUCCAAUGGGGGGGCAGGCCCCGAGGUGGGCAGCCAGCCCGCCCCACCCCCUGGCACCGGCACCCCCUCGGACAAGGCAAGCAGCAUACAGUCGAGGCCUCUGCCCUCCCCUCCCAAAUUCACUGCCCAGGACUCGCCAGACGGGCAGUACGAGAACAGUGAGGCCGGCUGGAUGGAGGACUAUGACUACGUUCACUUGCAGGGAAAGGAAGAAUUUGAGAAAACCCAGAAGGAGUUAUUAGAGAAGGGCAACAUCAUUCGGCAGGGGAAGGGUCAGCUGGAGCAGCAGCAGCUGAAGCAGUUCGAGCGGCUCGAGCAGGAGGUGUCCCGGCCCAUCGAGCAUGACCUCUCCAACUGGACCCCCUCCCAGCCCCUGGCCCCAGGGCGGCCGGGGGGGCUGGCUCCCUCAGACCGGCAGCUGCUGCUCUUCUACCUAGAGCAGUGUGAGUCCAACCUGACCACCCUGACCAACGCCGUGGACGCCUUCUUCACCGCUGUGGCCACCAAUCAACCCCCCAAAAUCUUCGUGGCCCACAGCAAGUUUGUCAUCCUCAGCGCCCACAAGCUGGUGUUCAUCGGCGACACCUUGUCCCGCCAGGCCAAGGCUCCGGACGUCCGGAGCCAGGUGACUCACUACAGCAACCUCCUGUGUGACAUGCUUAAGGAGAUUGUGGUGACCACCAAGACGGCCGCCCUGCAGUACCCCUCCCCCACAGCUGCCCAGGACAUGGUGGACCGCGUGAAGGAGCUGGGCCAGAGCACGCAGCAGUUCAGGCGGGUCCUGGGCCAGCUGGCCGCGGCCUGAGCAGAAGGGACCAUGUUGGGGGGGCGGGGGGUAGCUCUGGCUGUUUGGUGACUGGGCCACAGACUGUAAAUGACUUUGUACAUAUUUAAAAAGAAACAAACCACAGCAACCAAGAGGCCUGACUCAGGGAGGCCUGAAGAGAGACUGAAUCUCCUACCCAGCCCUCCCUCUCUCCUCUUCCCCCACCCCCCCACCUUUCCCCCUCCUGCCUGCCCACCCCCCCUCCUUCCCUUCCUCUCCCCUGACACCAGAAGGCACAGGCUCCCCCAGCUCCAGUGUGAACCAUACUGUGUUCUGCGUGGCUGGGCUGGAGCAGAGAAAAAACACUAAAGAACUAUUUUUCAUUAUUGAUUUUCCAAUCAUUUGACUAAUGGUCUACAUUUAAAUAAAAAAAACCCCUAAAACUAAAA